AUGAGCCGGCUCUGCCUCUCCAUCGCCCUUCUCGUCCUCCUGGGCACCCUGGUGGCCGGCAUCCCGGGCACCCUGGUGGCCGGCAUCCAGGGGGGUGAAACCAGCAACCACACCGAUGAUGAAACCAGCAACCAGGUCAAAGGUUCUCAGCCUGCCUUCUGCCUGGAACCUCAUCACACGGGUCCCUGCAGGGCCCGGAAGGUCAGGUACUUCUACAACGCCAAGUCCGGGCACUGCGACAUGUUUAUAUACGGCGGCUGCCGAGGGAAGAAGAACAACUUCCCAACAGCACAGGACUGCAUGAAGACCUGCGGUGGUCCUGUGGUGACCCACGGGUAA
Molecule: messenger RNA, 339 nt
Organism: Lagenorhynchus albirostris (white-beaked dolphin)
Lineage: Eukaryota; Metazoa; Chordata; Mammalia; Artiodactyla; Delphinidae
Product: serum basic protease inhibitor-like
Exons: 2
Coding region: 1-339 (112 amino acids)
Molecular function (GO): serine-type endopeptidase inhibitor activity
Source: RefSeq, a predicted model, not a curated record